GGAAGGAGACGUGUGUGUGUGUGUGUGUGUGUGUGGAGGGGGGGCUGUGGAAUUUAAGCUGAGUAUUAAGCUCCCCUUUCCCACUCAGAGAAAUCCUGUUAUUUUCCCAGCGACUGCUCAUCAGCCCCCUUCUGCUGCAAUGUGGUUUAUAAAAAUCACAGUUUUCCUCUUAUUUUUGGUCCUGACCAAGCAACAGUUCCCCCGGCUUUGCACAACCAGAGAAGCCCUGCUGACCAAGGAGUGCUGCCCGCUUUGGGAAGGAGAUGGCUCAGCCUGCGGGGCCAGGUCGGGCAGGGGCUCCUGUGAGGAUGCGGCAGUCUCCGACCAACCGGAUGGACCCCAGUACCCCUUCUCUGGGUUGGACGAUCGUGAGAAAUGGCCCUUGGUCUUCUACAACCGGACUUGUCAGUGUGCUGGCAACUUUAUGGGCUUCAACUGUGCUGACUGCAAGUUUGGCUACUUUGGUGAGAACUGCAACGAAAGAAGAGAAACUCUGAGGAGGAACAUCCAUCACCUGACCAGGUCUGAGAGGAACAGGUUGGUGUCUUACCUGAACUUGGCCAAGCAGACAGUCAGCAGGGACUACGUGGUAGCUACGGGGACCUACAGGGAGAUGGGGAACGGCUCCAGCCCCAUGUUUGCUGAUGUGUCCGUGUACGAUGUGUUUGUGUGGAUGCAUUACUACGUGUCGCGGAAUGCGCUGCUAGGUGGACCGGGUAAUGUAUGGCCUGAUGUGGACUUUGGCCACUGGGCGCCAGCGUUUUCCCCAUGGCACCGGGUUUACCUACUGCACUGGGAACAUGAGAUCAGGAAGUUGACUGGAGACACCAGUUUCUCCAUCCCUUACUGGGACUGGAGAGAUGCUCAGGGCUGUGACGUGUGCACGGAUGAUCUGAUGGGGGCCCGGAGCCGCCAGGACCCCUCUCUCAUUAGCCCCGGCUCUGUCUUCUCUUCUUGGAAAGUCCUGUGCUCCCAGGCAGAGGUCUACAACACUAGGGGGGUUCUGUGUGAUGCCAGCGAAGAGGGCCCGAUACGCCGUAACCCUGGAAACCACGAUCAGAAUCUGGUGGAAAGAUUACCAACAUCCGCUGAGGUUGAGUUCACUCUCAGUCUCCCUAAUUAUGACACUGGAGCAAUGGACCGCACCGCCAACAUGAGCUUCAGGAACACCUUGGAAGGUUUCGGGGACCCUCGGACCGGGUUGGGCAGCAGUUCUCGUUUGGGUAUGCAUGCUGCUCUGCACGUGUUCAUGAAUGGAUCCAUGUCGUCAGUGCAGGGUUCUGCAAAUGACCCCAUAUUUAUUCUCCACCAUGCUUUUGUGGACAGCAUUUAUGAACAGUGGCUCAGGAGACACAGACCGGCUCCCUCCCAGUAUCCAGAGUCGAACGCUCCAAUAGGGCACAACGGUGAUUACCACAUGGCACCGUUCCUGCCACUCCACAGGAACAAAGAGUAUUUUAUUUCCAGCAAAGAGCUCGGAUACGAGUACUCUUACUUGCUAAAUGCCAACCAAAGAUUUGCAGAAUCCAUGCGUCCUUUCCUGGAGGAGAUUCAGGAUGUGUGGCCCUGGAUUUUACUUGCAGGGCUUUGUGGAGGAAUUAUAACGAUCAUCAUCGCUGCUGCCCUCCUGAUCACAAAAAGAAAGUACAAAGGAAUGCUGUGGUCUUCUGGGAAAAGUUGGAGUAAUGUCUUUUCCCUUCCAGAACGACAGCCUCUUAUCUGGGGCAAUGACACAAAAGAAGCCAACCACCACAAUUACCAAACAACUAUGUAAAAAAAUGCAGCUUAUUCUGUUCAUUUGACCUAAAAUGCACAAAAUGUGUUGAAAUUCUGCAUUUAGAAAAUAAAAAGAAUAUUUUAAGAA
Molecule: messenger RNA, 1864 nt
Organism: Nothobranchius furzeri (turquoise killifish)
Lineage: Eukaryota; Metazoa; Chordata; Actinopteri; Cyprinodontiformes; Nothobranchiidae
Product: tyrosinase
Biological process (GO): melanin biosynthetic process; pigmentation
Molecular function (GO): tyrosinase activity
Source: RefSeq, a predicted model, not a curated record